AUGGUAACAAUUGAAUCAAGAAUGAUAUCAUCUACUGCCUCGUGUGGACGCUCGCGGGACGAGUCCUCAGAUACAGCCGUCGAGCUGGACACCGGAAAUAUCAGAUCGCCGGCCGAGGAAUCAAUGAAACCACUUCCUGAAGGCGGCUAUGGAUGGGUCUGUGUGGCAUCCGUAUUUCUCAUCAAUGCACAUACAUGGGGUGUGAACAGCGCUUAUGGAGUUCUUCUCUCCUACUAUCUCUCCGACCAUACUUUUCCAAACACAAGUGCCCUCGAAUAUGCAUUUGUUGGCGGACUGAGUAUUGCAAUGGCCUUUGUCGUAUCUCCCCUCUCAACAUACAUUGUCCAUCAUUACGGAAUGCGCCCUGCUCUCAGCAUCGGCAGCGUGCUCGUCGCAGUUUCUCUGAUAACAACUUCCUUCGCGCAGAAAACAUGGCAACUCUUCCUUUCUCAGGGCGUAUGCUUCGGGCUAGGAAUGGGCUUUGCCUUUGUCGGCUCUGUCGGGGUUGUUUCACAUUGGUUUCACAAACGCCGAAGUCUUGUCAAUGGCAUUGUCGCCGGUGGUUCUGGCAUCGGAGGAUUGACAUACUCACUCGCUGUCAAUGCCAUGAUUACGCGCCUCGGUUAUCCAUGGGCUAUGCGCAUCCUCGGUAUCAUAUGCUUUGUUGUCAAUCUCGUCUGUGGCAAUCUUCUUCGACUGCCGCCGAACUAUCAUCCAAAAGUUAACCAAUCGCUGAUGAAAAUUGGCCUUUUCAAGAAGCCCGAAUACAUAUUCUAUCUCGCGUGGGGUCUAUUUAGUGGCCUGGGCUACAUUGCCUUGCUGUUUAGUCUGUCCAGCUAUGCGGUAGCAGUUGGCAUGACACAACAAACAGGAAGUAUCGCCAGUGCUCUAUUGAGUCUAGGCCAGGCCCUCGGUCGUCCUUUGGUGGGCAUUCUCAGUGACCAUUUCGGCCGGAUAGAGGUUCCUCUAUAUGCAUCCAUGCUCGCUGGACUCUUUUGCCUCGUGAUUUGGCCAUUCUCCGACUCUACUGGUGUGCUAUACUUUUUCUCGAUUAUCGUUGGUCUAGAAUCUGGGACGUUGUGGGCAGCAGCAGCUCCAAUUGCUGCUGAAAUCGUUGGGCUUGCCGAUUUAUCAGGUGCAUUAGGAUUCUUCUGGCUUGUUCUGGCACCGCCUACGGCUGUUGCUGAACCUAUUGCGGUGCAGCUACGGGACAGCACUGCCAAUUCGUAUCCUUAUUUGAGAGUUCAACUAUUUACUGGAUUUAUGUAUAUUGGAGCUGGUCUUUGGCUCAUCUGCCUAAAGGUUUGGAGAGCAAAAAGCAACGAAUGA
Messenger RNA from Penicillium atrosanguineum, 1329 nucleotides. Its product is annotated as MCT family MFS transporter. The coding region runs from base 1 to 1329 and encodes 442 amino acids. Gene Ontology annotation, molecular function: transmembrane transporter activity. Lineage: Eukaryota; Fungi; Ascomycota; Eurotiomycetes; Eurotiales; Aspergillaceae. Gene Ontology annotation, biological process: transmembrane transport. The transcript is spliced from 2 exons. The record is from RefSeq and is a predicted model, not a curated record.